AUGAAGCUGCUUUGCUCGUUUAUUUUGGCCGCGUCCGGCCGCGACACACGACGCGAUGACUUUAUAGUGGACAAGGAGUACGUGGAUACUGUCUGUGCAGAGAAGGGCGAAGGUUCCUACGCGUAUAGCGAUUCCGUUUGCGAUCAUUACAUCCACUGCGAAAAGCCAGGAAGCGGUGCUGUUCCCCACGUGAUGCCCUGCUCUCCUGGGACUGUUUGGAACUCGAUCGAGGGAUUUUGCGACCACGCGUACAACACUCCUCCUCCCUGUGGAACUCUGGAAACUGGCGAGCCAACUCAUGAAGAUUGCAAACAGGGCGAUGGCGUUUAUGCGCAUCAUCAUAACUGCGAAGAAUACUUUAUCUGCUACAUGGGCCAAAAGUACUUCGGAAAAUGCCCAGCUGGGUUCGGAUUUGAUCAGGUGGGAAAAAUGUGCUCGGAUGAUCUCUUCGUGACGUCUUACUACUGCAACCCCACAAAGAAGGUUUACGGAAACCCGGUCACCACCCAAGCGAUGGCUUUCUGCGACGAAAAGGAAGACGGAUAUUAUGUAAAUCCAGGUGUUUGCGGCCGAUAUAUCAAGUGCUGGAGCCAAAUCGGAAGUGAAUUUGCCUGCGAAUCUGCACAGAAUUUACUUGACGAGACUCUCGUUUGGAAUCCAAGAAAUCGGUCAGAAAAUCGAACUUGA
This is a messenger RNA of Oikopleura dioica, 687 nucleotides long. The record is from the annotation of a GenBank genome assembly. NCBI's taxonomy places the organism in Eukaryota, Metazoa, Chordata, Appendicularia, Copelata, Oikopleuridae.